AUGCAAGUUUGGCGAGGAAAGCUGGCAAGGGCUGCUGUGCCUCCACAACUUGAAGCGUCUGGAGGUGCAGAUGGAAGUGGGCGUGCUGAUCUGGCAGUCGAUCUUGGCUAUGUCAAGUUUGGCUAAGUUGGAGGUCCUGGAAAUUUCAUUCCCCAACGAACCCACGGGGCCCCGUCACCGCAAUGUCACCAAGGGCAGCGCGUCGAUCGAGUUUCCGCUGAAGUUGAGGGAACAGAGCCUAAGGAAAAUGGGCCGCGUCCAGGUCGCGAUUCCCAAGCAGGCUUGCCAAAACUGGCGGGGUUUGGAGGUCCUAAACUCGGUGAAAACGUACGUCCUAAAACGGCCAUGCUUGGUAACUCUGCUGAGUAAUCUCAGGCAAUUGGACCUUUCGCCCAUGUCCAAGCCUCCAGGAUCUCUGGCACAGUUGGCGAGCCUCACAAGGCUGUCGCUUUGGAAGACGCAGUCCGUCAGCGGUCUGUCAGCGGCGACUGGUAUGCACACGUUAUCCAUUUGCCAGCCGACCACCGAUGCGGAGGAUUUGGACGCACUGGACGGCCUCUCGGCGUUGGACACUCUGUUCUUGGCGUUCUGCCGCCUUGCUAAGAUCCCCUGCGAGGUCACGCGCCUCACGGCGCUCACAAAGUUGAUGGUCGUGGGCAAUGCGCUGGGCAGCCUGCCACCUGGAGAGUACAUUUUGCGGCUUACGCACCUCUAUCUGGCGGAGAAUCAAUUCUCAGAAAUCCCGGGUGCGUUGGCGGGCGCCGUUAGAUUGGAGGUUUUGAACGUGCAAGACAACAAGGCGCUGCAGAUUGGCGGAAGUGAUGUGGAGGUGUCGUUGGGGUUGGAGUCCCUGAGGAUGGCGGAUCUGGGCGGCGAGGAGAAGGAAUGGGACCGGGUGUCCGUCAGGAACUUGGUGCGGUUGGCGCUGCAGAAGGGCGAGGGACUGGAGUUGGAGGUUUGA
Molecule: messenger RNA, 961 nt
Organism: Ostreobium quekettii
Lineage: Eukaryota; Viridiplantae; Chlorophyta; Ulvophyceae; Bryopsidales; Ostreobiaceae
Source: the annotation of a GenBank genome assembly